Molecule: messenger RNA, 2569 nt
Organism: Stegodyphus dumicola
Lineage: Eukaryota; Metazoa; Arthropoda; Arachnida; Araneae; Eresidae
Product: thyrostimulin beta-5 subunit-like
Biological process (GO): G protein-coupled receptor signaling pathway
Cellular component (GO): cytoplasm; extracellular region
Molecular function (GO): hormone activity
Source: RefSeq, a predicted model, not a curated record
GUUACGGCGGAUCGUCGUAAGGGUUUCAGAUAAGUUCGAAUUUUUCAUCCAAGCUACGACGCCGCCAUGCAUAACAAAGCUGGUUGCGGUUUACCACGAUUUUAAAAGACGAAGGUAUCACGUUCUUUCGAAUUUUAAUUCCAAACAAUUUUAGUUUCUGCUAUUCUAACUCUGAUUUAGAAGCGACAUUUUGCUAAUUACACUGUACUGAAGAAUUUUUAAGAUGCCGAUACGGUACUCAGAAUGUCUGCUUUGUGUCCUGGCUCUCGCGGGUAUCGUCAGUGCAAAGGAGACUAGAGAUGAGCCGCUCAAUCUCAAGAACGUGCUCAUGUGCCUAAGAAGAGAAUACACGCUCAAAGCAACACGCUCCGAUGCAUUCGGAAGACAGUGUUGGGACAUUAUUCGUGUCACAUCUUGUUGGGGACGUUGCGAUUCCUUUGAGAUACCUGACUGGAGAUUUCCCUACAAAAUAUCUGUUCACCCAGUUUGCAUACAUGACCAGAAGAAGCUCCGAAGAGUCUUACUGCGCAACUGCGAUCCAGGUGCCGAUCCUCAUUUGCGUAUCUAUGAAUAUUAUGAGGCCGAAACUUGUUCCUGCAGCACAUGCAACAGCUCCGACACUUUCUGCGACUGGAAAAACCAUAUUUCUACCAGCCACAACUUGCCUGCUUUGACUCGGAAACCGUCACUAGAAGGUUCGGACUAGUAAAAUACUUUGUGUAUGUGGAACAUUGAACCCAAUUGUUUCUGGACGUUUCUGCAUUUCGGAAAUAGAACUACUUCGAUCAGCAAACGUCAUUUAAAGAAACGUUUAAGUCUGUGAGAUGGAAACGACUCCAGUGAUUGACACAAGCAUAACUAAUUAUUAUCUUUGAUCUUAAACAAUUAUUCAGUUUGAUGACAGAGCCAUUCAGUAUGAUCAAAUUAUUAUCCAGUUUGAUAGUAUGGUCUUUCGUAUGCAAACCUGCUUGUUGUUUUAUUAACUUUUUUGCAAUACUAAACAAGCUCUAUAUUAUGAUAUUUUAAAUAAAUUAGAACUUUAUUUUUAUACCAUCAGGUUUAUUAAACCCAUUUCUGUCGAUAUAAAUACAAAUGUUAAUCCUUAAAACUAGCUAAUUAUAAUUCGUUUGCAAUAUUUUCAUUUGUAUUUAUUCAUUUCUUACUUCUGUCCCAUAAAAUAUACUGGGUAUAUGUAUCUUUGAAGAAACAUUUAUAAUUUCAACAGUGAAAUUAAACCUUGUACUUGCUCCUAAUGAUCCAUUAAUGUAGUUUCGAAUUCAUUUCGUAAGUAACAUAUCAAUGACUCGUUGAAAAUUAAAAAACAGUGUAUAAAGUAAUCAAAAACAAUCAAAUUUAUAAAGAAGCUAAUAAUGUAAAACCACUUUUAUUCUCCUGUUUCUUUAUGUCUUAUCUCACCAUUUUUUGAUUAUUUGUUGAUGAUAUUAAAUGAGAAUAAUUAAUUUAGCAAGUACUUCAGAGAAGUUAAGUUUGUUCAUUCUUCACGUAAACAAGCUUGUUUAUAAACUAGUUUUAACAAUUUCCAUAUUUCAGUUGUGUCAACCACUGGUGCAGUUAUCUAACAAAGCGAAUUUCUAACUUACUUGUGACCGAUUACUCCUUAAGCGUAGUUAUUGUUAUUUCUUAAAAAUUAUUGUAAAGCGGCACAAUCACAGUUAAAGAGAGUAAUUAUUCUGUGUAAUAACCCAUAUGUUGUAAAGAUUCAUACCAUAUUUCUUUUUUCUCUGCUUUUCAUCCAUCAUAUUUAUACUUUGUUUAUUUGUCAAGUCGGUCAUUUUUAUUGAAGUUUUUUAAUCAAAGCUUCUGUGCUAAUUUUAUUUUCUGAUAUAAUAUUUCUUUAUAUGCUAUAAAUGUGUACUCAUUUUUCUCACCUCUAACUGCGUAUCUUCAAUAUAUUAAGUUUCCUAAGCAUACUAAUUCAUGAAUAGUACUUUUACAUAAAUGUAGACCAGUGGAAUAUACUGUAUACUCUCGAUUACCCGGCCUUAUGCGAGGGAAGCAGGGAACGGGCAACUGAAAAACACGGAUAAUCCAAACUAUCGAUUUUCAUGCAUAAUUUAUGCGUUUAUUUUUUAUAAAAUCAGUAAUCUUUUAUAAAUCAGUAAUCUUAGUUUUAAAUAUUUGAGAACUUUUGAAUAUUUUCAGAAUUUUACUGCGUUUGUUUUGAAGUGCUAUUUUAUUAUGGUAUUCGAUUUAACUUUGGUGACGAUAUCUAACAGAAUUUCAACAGAAGUCAUUCUUUGUCUCGUGACUAAUGCAAUUGUCAGUAUUUUCUUCGCCUCUACGCACGGAUAACCCGCAAACCGGAUAAUCGGGAGUCACUCUACUGGGAAUCCUAACAAGCUGCUACCCUAAAAAGAAAAAACCUUCAUUUUGCUGAUUGCAUUUAAGCUCUUUUAAAUGAUUUUUCAAUUAAAAUUAAUGCAGAAAAAUUAUUGAAUUUUGAAAUUUAUUAAACACAAUUUACAUUUAUGGUAGAAAUUUUUUGCAUAAUUCAGGGUUAGAUUAGGCAUUAGACAAAGAAUUCAUUGUAUAUUUUAAAAAUAAACCU